Momordica charantia (bitter melon) is the source of this 477-nucleotide messenger RNA. Lineage: Eukaryota; Viridiplantae; Streptophyta; Magnoliopsida; Cucurbitales; Cucurbitaceae. The record is from RefSeq and is a predicted model, not a curated record.
AUGGGAGUAGCUAUCUAUCCCAUUAGGAUAUUUCCAUGCUCGGACUAUGCUCAUCUGACAGACCAUUGGUCCGUGCACGUCCCUGGAUCCUUACGUGCUUCAAGAUGGGGUUUGAAGAAGAAUCAGAGAGCAGAGAGUCCAGUUUCUUGUGAAAGUAGCAUCACCAUUGAAGGGAUGAGCAGAGCAUGUCGGUACAGUCCAGAGGAGAAGAAGGAAAGAAUUGAAAGAUAUAGAACAAAAAGAAACCAGAGGAACUUCAACAAGAAGAUUAAGUAUGCUUGUAGGAAGUCGUUGGCCGACAGUCGACCACGGAUCAGAGGAAGAUUUGCAAGGUACAACGACGACGUCGUGAAGAAUUAUCCAGUGCAAUGGAGUAGUCAUGGGCGAGAGGAGGAGGAGGAAGAAGAAGAGGCAAAUGGUGGUGAUAAUUGGAUCAAGUAUUUUAUGGAUGCAUAUUCUGCGAACCUUAUUCCAUGA